Molecule: messenger RNA, 1545 nt
Organism: Blastocystis hominis
Lineage: Eukaryota; Bigyra; Opalinata; Blastocystidae
Exons: 10
Coding region: 1-1545 (514 amino acids)
Biological process (GO): protein export from nucleus
Molecular function (GO): nuclear export signal receptor activity
Source: RefSeq, a predicted model, not a curated record
AUGAACAGUGCCGCGUUGCAGAUCCUCGAGCAAUUUAAUGCUGCGUUCACGCAGUUUCUCGAUCCUGCAACUCCUCAGGACCAACGAAAUGCAAUCGACCAAGCGUUCAUGGAUUUCGAGAAACAGCCGGACGCCUGGAAAAUCUGUCUCGAGUUGAUGGAUUUAACUGAUAAUUCAAAUAUCCACCUGGUGAUUCAGAAUACGUUUAUAUAUGUCAUGAAACACUCCUGGUUUCAAUUGGAUGAUGCGUCCAGAAAGAUAAUUCACGAGAAGGAGAUCUCCUUUUAUAUAAGCCACUACAAUUCCUAUCCCUCCAGUAUUAUGCAGCUGACCGCAAAAUCGAUCGCAUGGAUCUCUGUCAUGGAAGGCGAUGCGAGUCUUCAAGAUGUCCUUAGUUUCAUCGCUACGGGUCUGCAGAAUGCUAUGAAUUGCGACUCGCAGCUUCUCCUUCUUCUUGUAAUGCUCGAAGAGAUUUACGAAGCGGGCGAUUCGAUUCCUCUUCUAACGGAUCGAAAGGAAAGCGUGGAGCGUUUAAUCAGUGAAAGCGUAUCUGGAAUCAUCAAGUCUGUGAGUUUGAAUGCGAGCACAAUCGAGCUGUCGUUGCAGAUCAUCUUGUUGCUGAUCCCGCACAACAAUCUAUCGCAAGUAUUGGAUCCUUCGGUGAUCAAACCGCUUUUUAAGCUGAUUUACGACUACACAAACCCACUCAGUUUAGAAUCAAUCAAAUGCAUCAAUGAGUUGCUUAUGAAACGACUCAUCCCGUACUCCUAUCGAAACGUGUACAAUCUCAUCAUCAACACCAUUACUUCCAUAAUCGAUACUCUUUCCGAACACACCGACGACAUCCCCAUCAUUUACGUAAAGCGACUUAAUGUCAUGAUCUUCCAACUUGCGAGCAACUACAUUUCCGCCAUCGCCUUCAACCCCGAAUUCAACUUCCUAGGCUUUCUGCAAAGCCUCGUCAAAUUCACGCGUGCCCAAACCGAGCCGCGCUGCUACUUGCAGCUGUCUCAAAUCUGGAGCGUCGCGCUGGACUACCUCCUCCAAAACAACUGGGACAACGCGGAGCAAGCGUCGUUCCCCGACCUGCUCCACUUCGUGUUGUCCCUCGUGCUGCAGUCCAACCACCACCCCAUCCUCGCCGCCAGCGACCCCUCCCAGGACUUCCUCGAAGAAGAAGGCGACGUUCUGCAGGACGAGCCGGGCUGCCGCGAGGCCGACCUCCUCGACGACGUCACCGGCGACUUCAUCGAGAUCCCCGCCAGCGCCAUCGAGGAUCUCAGCGAGGCCGGCCGCGUGCUGCACCGCUCGCUCCUCCUCCUCUCCAAGCUGCUUCUCUUCCCCUCCGUCUACUGCCGCUGCGCGGGCUCCGUCUGGGAGCUCUGCCGCGGCUCGCUGCAGGCCGCCGCGCGGGAGAUCGGCAGCGGGGAGCUGCCGCCCUUGGUGAUCAAGGACUACUGUACGGUGCUGCGACUGCUGAGCUGCGUGGACUUCCGGGAGCGGAACCUGGAGGCGCUGGUGCUGCUGAGCCAGAUCAUCCAGUAG